AUGUUUCGAAACAAUUACGAUAACGAUUCCGUCACAUUCUCGCCCCAGGGCCGAAUAUUCCAGAUCGAGUAUGCUGGCGAGGCUGUCAAGCAAGGUUCAGUAGUCGUGGGCAUCGCCAGUAAAACCCACGUCGUCCUGUGCGCCAUCAAGCGAAACGCAGAGGAGCUGUCCUCGUACCAGAAGAAGCUAUUCACCGUCGACGAACAUGUCGGUCUCGCUAUCGCCGGUCUGACCUCGGACGCCCGCGUCCUCUCCAACUUCAUGAAGCAACAGUGCCUUGGCCACCGUCUCACAUACGGCCGUGCCAUGCCCGUCAGCUCCCUGGUCGACCUCAUCGGCGAGAAGGCCCAGACGAACACCCAGAUGUACGGCAAGAGACCCUACGGUGUCGGCCUGCUGGUUGCCGGCGUUGACGAGAAGGGCACCCACCUGUUCGAGUUCCAGCCUUCCGGCAUGACGGAGGAGAUGGUGGCGUUCGCGAUCGGCGCACGCAGUCAGAUGGCGAGGACAUAUCUCGAGCGCAACCUCGACAAGUUCGAGAAUGCCUCAAGGGAAGAGCUGAUCCAGCACGGCCUGAAGGCGCUCAAGGAGAGCUUGGUUCAGGACAAGGAGCUGACCGUGGAGAACACAUCAGUCGGUGUUGCCGGUGCUCAAACAGAGGGCAAGAAGGGUAUCGAGCCUUUCAAGCUUUACGAUGGGUUUGACGUCCAGGAGUGGAUCGAGAGUGUUGCAGAUGGCCCUAGCGCCGGUGACGAAGCAGAGGGCGAGGGCAUGGACGUGGACAACUAG
Clonostachys rhizophaga is the source of this 789-nucleotide messenger RNA. NCBI's taxonomy places the organism in Eukaryota, Fungi, Ascomycota, Sordariomycetes, Hypocreales, Bionectriaceae. The record is from the annotation of a GenBank genome assembly.